Molecule: messenger RNA, 468 nt
Organism: Acyrthosiphon pisum (pea aphid)
Lineage: Eukaryota; Metazoa; Arthropoda; Insecta; Hemiptera; Aphididae
Product: 52 kDa repressor of the inhibitor of the protein kinase-like
Exons: 2
Coding region: 1-468 (155 amino acids)
Molecular function (GO): protein dimerization activity
Source: RefSeq, a predicted model, not a curated record
AUGGCGUAUUUUUUUAUGAACUUAUCGUCGCCGGAUGUGAAUGCCAAGUUCCCGUUUAUGCAUAGAGUGCUAAUAAGCGCAACAAUCCGGAACACGUUCAUGUACUUCAUGAUGGCUGAAUUAAGUAUAUGGCAAAAUCAAUGGAAAGACGAUGGACAAAAUAGCACAGUGAAUAAACCUCAAACCGCUAUUGAGACUUUACCUUAUUGUACAAAUAUUGUGCCUAAUAUUAAAUUGCUUUUACAAAUAUUCACAACUCUUCCUGUUACAACAGCUACGCCAGAACGUACUUUUUCUACCUUAAAACGACUAAAAACCUACUUAAGAUCAAGAAUGACUGAAAAUAGACUAAAUGGAUUAGCUUUAGUGAAUAUAAAUAAAAAAGAGGUCAUUUCAGAAACUGAAAUUAUUGAGGAUUUUGCAGAAAAAGCACCAAGAAAAUUGCAACUCAUAGAUUGGUCAAAAUAA